AUGACGCUGAUCAAAGCGAGUGCAGAAUACCUGAAUGUGAACCUUCACGAGGCUGAGCUUUCGUUCCAAAGAGAAGAAAAGGAGGCCUUUGAAGCUGAGCAAAGGGCCAUGAAGGAGAAGAUGGAGUAUGAAGCGUCACUGCUACAGAAAAAGGUAGGACGUCCCGAAGAUCCGUGUCCUGACGUCAACAACCUAGAGCUGAGAGAGGCGGAAGAGGCGGCAGUUGACUAUCAGAAGGAGCUGCAAGAGGCCAAGGACGCAGAAGAAUUCUUACGGGUGAAGAAGAAAGAGAAGCAAAAUCUCAAACGCUCCCUUGCAAGUCUGCAAAGAUUGGCCAACGAAGCAGAAGUAGCUGCCAACGAAGCUGAAGUCAGAUCUGCAGCUGACGACAACAAUGAUAGCCUGAAGAAAGAAUCCGAUCGACUCCGCAUUCAGGCAAUCAUCGCAAGAAAUCGAGAGACGCUGGCUCUCGAGGCCUUGCAGGAAGCGGAGAAAGAAGUGCAGGCAGCUGAGCUGAUAGCAAUCAAAGAGAGGCUGGAGGCUGACGAGGCUCAAAGACGAGCUGAGAAAGAGCUGAGAGAGGCAGAGGAAGCAAAGCUGCGGGCGAUCAAGGAACGACAAGAGGCCGAUGAGGCUCGCGCUCGAUACGAAAAAGAGCGACGGGAGUACGAGGAGGCUUACACCAACAUGCUGAGAGAGCAGCAGGAGUUCGAAGAAGCGAAGAUCAAGGCAGAGAAGGAGCGGAGAGAAGCGGAGGCGGCGAAGAGACAGAUGGAAACAGCCAUGGUGCUGAUGACCUCCCAGCAGUGCGUGUCGAAAUCACUUGAGGCUCAGAGGCUAGUUUCGAGGGGGCUGAAGAUCAUCCCCGACGACUACAAAACCCUCGAGGUACUCCCACCAACGACCAUCCCUCCUAACGCGGCGCAAGGACGCGAUUCUGAGCUUCCAGACCGGAGGAGGAGGGGGUGGGACGCUGGAGGUUUUUGUCCGGAGAGGUCAACCCGAGGCUUUCCUCCCCAUCCUGUCUCUGACGACCACAAGGUCUUCAUCGAGUGGCGAGAGACUCCGACGCGGAGGAAGUGGAGGUCAAGGAUGGCGGCGAGUGAGGACUGGGCUGACCCUCAUUCAGCUCAAUCUGGCGGUGCGGAUCUUCGGGGAGGAUGGGGCCGGCCUAGAGGGCUCCCUGAUCCUGUCAGGAAGGUAGGAACUGAGGCGGACAAGGUUAUGACGACUUGGGCAGGUGAGGGAUCGGGGACGAUAGAGAACGUGCGGGUGGGAAGUUCAAACUGCUCGACUAUCUUCGUUGGGGGAGGGGAGUGGGGAAUCAGCAGGUGCAGCCUUGUGGUGCACACGACGAUCAGCGGUCUGAACGAGGACAGACAAGCUCGCACGGGGGUCCUGACGCACGACAACUCGGAGGCAAGACUGAGCGACUGUGUCGUGUGCUUCUGCUCCUCGAGCGCUCUCUCGCUGUCUGAUGCAUCCGCAAUGCGGCUCGAGCGCUGUAGAGUCCACGAUAGCAAAAGUCUGAUCGACCGCGAUCGGCGAGGAAGAAAUCAAACCUGCGAGCUCGAGCUGAGAAACUGCCACGUGGACUGCGAGAAGGGAAUCGAUAUGUCUUCUUCACAUCUUCGCGAGAGGGGAACCUCUUGCCUGACGGCUGCCUCACGAGCCUUGAGCAUACCAGUCGCCAUGUCCGCUGUCCCUGCAUGGCUUCAGGCUCCGGAUAUCGUCUCUUCCGUCAUGGUCGAUCACGAUCGGCGCCGCGCGGGGGGGCAGGUCGUCUACGGAGAUCUAGCAAGAGAUGAGAUGCAGCAUGACGAGAGUGGCAGACCUCUUCGCUCUCCAACGAGCUGGAUUCGUGAAGGGCCGACGACCCCAGCAGAGGGAGGCAGAAGAGAGCCAGGUCAAGUCACCUCAAAGGCGUUUGGGUCUGGACAGAUGAUCGGAAGGCUUCAGAAACGCGCAACAAAAGCUUGCAGAGCUUCCGCAAGAGAGCCUCUGCCGUUUGACAUUCAACAUCCGUGGAGAAUGAGCGAAGAUUGGCUUCACCUUCACGUCCUUCCGCAGAAGUUCGUGACGAUUUUGAAAGCUGCUGCCACCUGGCUUGCAUGUCUGCUCUGGAAGAACAAUCAGGAAGCAGCGGCGAUAUCAUGUGACGUCACAUGA
Molecule: messenger RNA, 2169 nt
Organism: Guillardia theta CCMP2712
Lineage: Eukaryota; Cryptophyceae; Pyrenomonadales; Geminigeraceae
Exons: 22
Coding region: 1-2169 (722 amino acids)
Source: RefSeq, a predicted model, not a curated record